Amphimedon queenslandica is the source of this 1216-nucleotide messenger RNA. RefSeq names its product neurotrypsin-like. NCBI's taxonomy places the organism in Eukaryota, Metazoa, Porifera, Demospongiae, Haplosclerida, Niphatidae. Gene Ontology annotation, cellular component: membrane. The transcript is spliced from 6 exons. Bases 51 to 995 code for a protein of 314 amino acids. The record is from RefSeq and is a predicted model, not a curated record.
AUUAAUUAAUAAUUAAUAAUUUCUUCAAGCGCCAGGCCAGGGCCAGAGAAAUGAAUUCUUGUCUCCUUGUUCCAGUUGUUGUUCUCUUGUUCUUUAGUGCAGUCAAUGGGCAAGGAAAUGGAGCUGUCCGUCUCAAUGUGAAUGGAGGCUCACUCCCCACGUACACUCAAGGAGUAGUUGAAGUGUAUUAUAAUAGUGAAUGGGGCCCUAUCUGUGAUAGAUAUGCUUAUGGAUCCUUUGGCAAUAUACCUAGUGUGGUCUGUCAUCAGUUAGGAUAUACUGGGGGCUACUCUGGGAGCACUUCAAGCUACCUAAGCACCUCUCCAGUUAUAUAUGAUGUCUCAUGUUCAAGCAACAGCCUGGUCAUACUACAAUGUACACAUUUCUCUAGUCCUCCUUCAACCUGUUACUCAUCUGAUAAUGUGGAAGUGACCUGCUAUUCAACCAGGAUAUGGGACAGUCCCUACACUGGAAUGGUAAGACUGCAAAAUGGAUACUACAGUGGACAAGGAAUGGUACAAGUGUAUUGUAACGGCCAGUGGGGUGUGGUCUGCAACAGUGCAUCAUUUGAUAGCUAUGCAGCUACUACCGUGUGUACACAACUUGGUUAUAAUGAUCAAAGUGAUUACAGCUCUACUUCAUUUACUGGUACAGCCUGGUUGGAUAAUGUUGAUUGUUAUUAUGAAAGUUGUCUGUCUCAGUGUUCUGGAGGUAGCUGUCCUUCAUCAUCAGUUUAUUGCAGUAGUGCUGCUAAUGUCACAUGCUCAUACAAUACAGGCUCCUCUAGAUAUGGCAGUACCAGAUACACUUGCGGAGGUGGUCUAACUGCUGGAGCCAUUGUUGGUAUUGUCAUUGGUGCACUUGUUGCAUUCUUCAUUUGUGUUGUUCUGAUAAUAACAAUACCGAUAUGUGUCUGCUGCUGUCUCGGGAUUGGAAUAGGAGCAGCUGCUGGUGGCACUAGACGUACCACUGUCGCUUACUCCAACAUGGCAUAAUGAGGACUGAUCCACAGCAGCUGGCAUGAGUGUGUGUUUAUCUUCAUACUUAUAAACAUUAGCUGUUAUUGUUGUCCCUCCAUUUUAGUAUACAUGAUUAGUUUAGGCUACAUAAGUAUUGAUUGAUUGAUUUAUUGUUUAAACUAUACUGAUUUAUUAUUGCUGUUAAUAUUAGGAAUAGUUUCAUUGUCUUUAGCUUCAAAUAAAGUGUAUGAGAGUGU